Messenger RNA from Rhagoletis zephyria (snowberry fruit fly), 986 nucleotides. RefSeq lists its product as uncharacterized. NCBI's taxonomy places the organism in Eukaryota, Metazoa, Arthropoda, Insecta, Diptera, Tephritidae. The record is from RefSeq and is a predicted model, not a curated record.
ACAAUUAAGAGAUUGUGAGAAAAAUUUUUUAAGCGUUGCGAGCAGCAUACCUGCAACAGCAACAAAUUUUUAAGCGUUGCGAGCAGCAUACCUGUAACAGCAACAAAUUUUUAAGCGUUGCGAGCAGCAGACCUGCAACAACAACACAUUUUUCAAGCGUUGCGACCGCCAGCAGUAUACCUGCACUUAACGGAGAAGCGGUGCAAACGCCCUACUGGAGCAUAAAAGGCGUAAGCGGUGCGACCCCAGCACUACCAACAAUUUCACUACAAACCGGACAGAACCCCUACCCGAGGAGGCGGAACGGAAAAAUAAAUCAAACCGGCUAAGUGAAAGCACCCAUGGCUGAGUCACGAAAGGAUUCCCCCAAGUGCCGACUGUGUGGCCGACUCCACCCGCUGCGCUUGUGUACCGCUUUCCGCGCUAUGGAUGCCCACGACCGCUAUGAGUGUGCACGCUUGCACAAAUAUUGUGUGAACUGUUUGGCGACUUCACACUCCACCGGAGCCUGCGAUUCCGAGGACAGCUGCCAUCGAUGUGGCUUAGGGCACCACACCCUACUCCAUCGAGAGAAGCGGGGCACCACGCGCCAGAAGAAGGGAAGUGUUAGGGCCGAGCUACACAGCCGUUCUGCUCAGCAACGGGCUCGGAGGUUGCGGCGACUGAUUGCUGAAGCCCGAAACAUCAUGGACAAACUCGAAAGGGAGCUGCUGCACUUGGCACCGAGGCAGGCGGGGCGCCAUGUUGGAGACAUGAGCCCUUAAUUUACCAUUAAUUCGUGUCCAUUUUUUAUUUCAUCUGGCCAGGCGGGCACCAGAGUAGUUGGCAACGAGCGCCUUGCCUUAUCCGCCCACCACCGAGUUGGUAAUUUUUAAUUGCUCAACAGCCGCCCAAGCGACAACAUCACCAAAUCAAAUUAGCCUAAACUCGUGCAUCUCCAUAUAUAUCAAUUAAACUCUAACGUGUAAUCACAUUAAACGAAUAAA